UUUUUUUUUUAAAAUUUGUUGUGCUUUUUAGUAGCCACCCUCUGUUUUUAAAUUCAUUUUCAUAAUAAUUAGAGCUUGACCAAAAAUACUUUACUUUAGCAAACUUAUUAAAGAAUUAAUAUGCUUAAGAUUUAUAUUUACUCAAAAUAAACCUAGAAGCUUAGAUUUUGGAUAAUUUUAGCUAAAACCUCAUCAUUUUCCCUUAUAUAAAUUCUUGCUAUAAUUUUUUAAUUAAUUAUUUAUUACGUUUUCCCAUUUUGUAUAUAAAAUUUUGCAGCUUUAUGGAGUAUUAAUCUCGGGGUGUUGAAAAAAUGGGGGAAGUUAAAGUUCCAUCAUUGGUUGCCUUAUGCAUAUACUCAAUCAGAGAUGAGCUUAUUAAAGUUGAUAAUGUUGAACUAUCAUCAGUAUUGUAUCAACUACCUACUGAGUUGCUUGAGCAGUUGGCGCAGCAGCUGCCUCCAUUGGCUUUGGAGAAACUACAUAAAGGGAAAUCUGACAUCUUGGAUGAUUAUGAGCUUUUGACUGACGGUGUUGAUAAUAAGAGAAAGCGUAAAAGAUAUCUGAAUUUUGAGGAAGAGUGGAAAAAUCUCUAUGAAGCUCGGUGGCCUCCUUGCUGUCGGUUUUGUAAGAAUUUCAAGAGUAAGUCAUUUACCGGAUCAGCAAAAGGAAAAGAAGUAGAGUGUGAAUCCACAAAUGACUGGCAACAGAUGUACUGGGAAGCACAUUUGCAGAGUUGCCUGGACAAUACAGCAGAGCUUGCUAUAUUCCCAUCUUUUGAUAGUCAGAUUAGUGAAAUAGAAGUUCCAGGUUCAAUCCUUAAGUAUAUUGAUCAUAGGGGACACAUCAGUAGACUCACCUAUGACUAUUCCAAGUUUGCUUAUCACUGCCAACAAUUUGGAGCGUAUGCCAGACACCUGAGAUUGCCAAAUGUUCUGUGUGUGGAAGAAACUUGUCUUUUACUUAGAAAUGCAAGGUUGGAGAGUUUGGACUUACACUGGAUUAAGUCUGAUGAACAUGUCGAGGGGUUAUGCAAACUCAUCAGCCAGAACUAUCGAUCCCUAAAGUCUAUUAAAUUCAUGCAUUGCAAGUUUACAGUUGCUUCCCUUAAUGCAAUUUGUGACUUGCUAUGCAUGCACUCUCCUCAAGCACUUGGAAUACAACAUUUCUCAAUCAAGACAUCAAGCUUCCUAGAGAACGAUUUUCCUACCUUGCCUGCUGGACUGGUAUCUUUGCUAUCAUCAGGGAGGUCCUUGUCUUCAUUAUGCUUAUCAGACAACCAUCUUCCUCGACAUUUUGCGAGGAUGGUUUUUGAUACCCUCGUUGAAGCUUCAUCUAGUAUUAUCGUUCUGGACCUGUCAGAAAACAAUAUCACGGGAUGGCUUUCUCAUUUUAAAUGGAAGAAUAGUAUCACAGAGCCAUCUGGGACAUAUAAUUCAUUGACGUCAUUAAAGGAACUUAAUUUAAGGAACUGCAAUCUACAGACGGAUGAUGUGGAUUGUCUAAGAUAUGCUCUAGUCCACAUACCUAAUCUGGAGCAACUUGAUCUUAGUGACAAUCCUAUUGAGAAUUCUGGAAUCAGGUGUCUAAUCCCCUACUUCAAAGAGAUGUCCCGUAGAGAUUUCCCGCUUGUUGAAUUGAAGUUGGAGAGUUGUGAGCUUACAUACGUUGGAGUUUCUGAACUUCUAGAAACUCUUUCAACUUGGAGAAAACCACUGAAUUCACUCUCUAUUGGAGGCAAUUCUCUUGGCCGGUUCGUAAAAGGGAUGCAAUUAGACGAUUUUCUUCGAUCUCCUGACAUAGGAACACCAUUAGGGAAGUUUAUAUGUGGAGGUAUUCAAGUUCUUGAUAUUGAAGACAUUGGACUAGGUUCUAUAGGCUUUGCGAAAGCAGGCGGGGAGUUGGUAAAGGAAUCAAAGCUCCAGUCCCUCAACAUAAGCAAGAAUCGAGGUGGAACUGAAACUGCAAUAUUUUUGGCGAAGCUUUUCUCUUGUGCCCCAGAUCUUACAACAGUAAAUGCAAAAUACAAUUUUAUGCCAGCAGAAUCUUUGUCAAUACUUUCCAGUGCUGUAAAAGCUACAAAAGGUAAACUGGAGAAAUUGGACUUGAGUGGAAAUGUCCUGUGUGGAGAAGCACUUGAUUUAUCUUUUCUGGCCGAGUUUAAAGUCAACGGAUAUUCUGUUUUGGAACUCUCGCCUCCACGAGCUUUAAAUGAACCUUAUGAUGAUGAUCCUUAGUUGCCCCAGGAUCUGGUUCAGAAAUUGUAUUAACGUUGUUCAAUGUAUGUAUGAAAAACAAUUUGCUACCAUACUAUACUACUUUGUAUUAUUUUCUAUGUAUUGCUGUAUAAUGUUUCGAUCAUCUUUCACGCCA
Molecule: messenger RNA, 2370 nt
Organism: Capsicum annuum
Lineage: Eukaryota; Viridiplantae; Streptophyta; Magnoliopsida; Solanales; Solanaceae
Exons: 16
Coding region: 312-2234 (640 amino acids)
Molecular function (GO): protein binding
Source: RefSeq, a predicted model, not a curated record